Molecule: messenger RNA, 1336 nt
Organism: Trichechus manatus latirostris (Florida manatee)
Lineage: Eukaryota; Metazoa; Chordata; Mammalia; Sirenia; Trichechidae
Gene: LHX3
Product: LIM homeobox 3
Exons: 6
Coding region: 32-1336 (434 amino acids)
Biological process (GO): neuron differentiation; regulation of transcription by RNA polymerase II
Cellular component (GO): nucleus
Molecular function (GO): RNA polymerase II transcription regulatory region sequence-specific DNA binding; DNA-binding transcription factor activity, RNA polymerase II-specific; zinc ion binding
Source: RefSeq, a predicted model, not a curated record
UGGCUGGAGGCCGCACCCAGUGACUGGGCUGAUGAAGGGACAGGACGGGGCCCGUUGUAUUCUCCCGGUGUGUUUGCCAUGCACGUGUCUGUUAACCUUCGGAGGAGACUCGCGAGCAGCCGAGCAGCUCCCUGUGGGAGGGGUAAGCGAGGCGGACACUGUAGGCGGGUCCCACUUUGCCCAGAGGUUAGAAUGGAAGGGUGAGCUGGGAGGUGAGGAGAUCCCGCUGUGCGCCGGCUGUGACCAGCACAUUCUGGACCGGUUCAUCCUCAGGGCUCUGGACCGUCACUGGCACAGCAAGUGCCUCAAGUGCAGUGACUGUCACACGCCGCUGGCCGAGCGUUGCUUCAGCCGCGGGGAGAGCGUCUAUUGCAAGGACGACUUCUUCAAGCGCUUCGGGACCAAGUGCGCCGCGUGCCAGCUGGGCAUCCCGCCCACGCAGGUGGUGCGCCGCGCCCAGGACUUCGUGUACCACCUGCACUGCUUCGCCUGCGUCGUAUGCAAGCGGCAGCUGGCCACGGGCGACGAGUUCUACCUCAUGGAGGACAGCCGGCUCGUGUGCAAGGCGGACUACGAGACGGCCAAGCAGCGGGAGGCCGAGGCCACAGCCAAGCGGCCGCGCACGACCAUCACUGCCAAGCAGCUGGAGACGCUGAAGAGCGCCUACAACAACUCGCCCAAGCCGGCGCGCCACGUGCGCGAGCAGCUCUCUUCCGAGACCGGCCUGGACAUGCGCGUCGUGCAGGUUUGGUUCCAGAACCGCCGGGCCAAGGAAAAGAGGCUGAAGAAGGACGCGGGCCGGCAGCGCUGGGGACAGUAUUUCCGCAACAUGAAGCGCUCCCGCGGCAACUCCAAGUCCGACAAGGACAGCGUCCAUGAGGAGGCGCAGGACAGCGACGCAGAGGUCUCCUUCACCGAAGAGCCGUCCAUGGCGGAAAUGGGCCCCGCCAACAGCCUCUACGGCAGCCUGGGGGAGCCUGCCCCCACCCUGGGCCGGCCCGCGGGGGCGCCUGGCACCUUCACCAUGGAGCACGGAGGCCUGGCGGGCCCAGAGCCCUACGGCGAGCUGCGCCCCGGCAGCCCCUUCGGCGUCCCCCCGUCUCCGGCCACCCUGCAGAGCCUGCCCGGCCCCCAGCCCCUGCUCUCCAGCUUGGUGUACCCGGACGCCAGCUUGGGCCUCGUGCCCACGGGGGCCCCAGGAGGGCCCCCACCCAUGAGGGUGCUGGCAGGGAACGGACCCAGCUCCGACCUGUCCACGGGGAGCAGCGGGGGCUACCCCGACUUCCCUGCUAGCCCCGCCUCCUGGCUGGACGAGGUGGACCAUGCUCAGUUCUGA